This is a messenger RNA of Iphiclides podalirius (scarce swallowtail), 513 nucleotides long. The record is from the annotation of a GenBank genome assembly. NCBI's taxonomy places the organism in Eukaryota, Metazoa, Arthropoda, Insecta, Lepidoptera, Papilionidae.
AUGGCCGGCCCACCGCAAUGCGGCAAUGUUGCUUCUAUAAAGUACAUUGGCGCACCUGGCGAUGGGGAAUUCCUGCACAAGGCUCCAAGAGUGGCGGAGCGUUUAGCGCCCGCGCGUUUCGGCCGAGGCGCCCAACCGAUUGAGGUAAGGGGACCUUAUCAUCGUUGCAUCCGAGCAGCCGAAACCUAUGGAACCUCAGUGUCGUCUGAAAAUGGCGGUGGCAGCUUCCGUGUACAGUUCGCGCUACGCCGUUCGGCGGCAACGAGGAAGCCGCGAGGCCUAAAGCGCUCGAUUGAGGACCGUUACGUGAAACGUCGAGUGCGGGGCGGAGCGGGGUACAUUGACGACGGCGCCCGAGCGCGGCCGAGCGCUGAGCUGAGACGUCGACGUAGAGCGGGGCGCGCGGGGGUGCGCCACUUUAUCGCGGCGGGCUGGCAACGUCGCGCGGGGUGGGAGCGCCCCGCGGCGCAACCUCUCACUCACCGUCGCCGGCUCGCCAGCCAGUGUUACCUU